Molecule: messenger RNA, 1946 nt
Organism: Dromiciops gliroides (monito del monte)
Lineage: Eukaryota; Metazoa; Chordata; Mammalia; Microbiotheria; Microbiotheriidae
Product: cytochrome P450 2C42-like
Exons: 10
Coding region: 157-1650 (497 amino acids)
Biological process (GO): xenobiotic metabolic process
Cellular component (GO): cytoplasm; intracellular membrane-bounded organelle
Molecular function (GO): heme binding; oxidoreductase activity, acting on paired donors, with incorporation or reduction of molecular oxygen, reduced flavin or flavoprotein as one donor, and incorporation of one atom of oxygen; iron ion binding
Source: RefSeq, a predicted model, not a curated record
GAGAGAAUUGAGCUUCACGUCUGAGCAAGCAGGGAGCCAGCUGAGGUUGCCAAGCAUCAUCAGUCCCAGAGGUAUCACUGAACCAGUGUUCUGCACCAGGAAUCAGGCAUUGGAUUCUCAAGCCUUCCAUAUCAUUACUAGCGAGGACGAAUUUUAAUGGCUCUAUCUGUGGUGACUGCUUUUGGCCUGGUGUUCUGUAUCUCCUGUCUGCUUUUAAUUUCAGCAUGGAAGAAGGCAUUUGGAAGAGGAAAGCUCCCUCCUGGUCCUGUUCCUCUUCCAAUUAUUGGUAAUAUAUUGCAGUUGGAUAUGAAGAAUUUCCCCAAAUCUUUAUGCACGCUGGCAAAAAUCUAUGGCCCAGUGUUUACUCUGUAUUUGGGUUCUAAGCCUAUUGUUGUGUUACAUGGGUACAAGGCAAUGAAAGAAGCACUGAUUGAUCAUGGAGAAGAGUUUGCCAACAGAGGAAGUUUCCCUAUCAUUGAUGCUAUUAAUAAAGGGUUGGGACUUACUUUCAGCAGUGGAGAAAGAUGGAAACAAAUGCGGCACUUCUCCCUGAUGACCCUGAAGAAUUUUGGGAUGGGGACAAGGAGUAUUGAGGAGCGAGUCCAAGAAGAGGCAAAGUACCUGGUCCAGGCAUUAAAAAAAGACAAUGGGAUGCCCUGUGACCCCACAUUCAUCCUUGGGUGCGCCCCCUGCAAUGUCAUCUGCUCUAUCAUUUUCCAGAAGCGUUUUGAAUAUCACAAUCAGAAAUUCCUACAUUUAAUGGAACUUUUAGAUGAAAAGUCUAAGAUCCUGAGUUUGCCAUGGAUACAGAUCUACAAUCUCUUCCCAGCUUUGGUACGGCAUCUCCCAGGAUCUCAUCACAAAUUAUUUAAGAACUGUCAAAUGCUGCAUGAUUUUAUUUUGGAGGAAGUGAAGGAGCACCAAAAAGCCCUGGACCCCAACAACCCUCGGGAUCUGAUUGACAGUUUCCUGAUAAAAAUGGAAAAGGAAAAGGAAAAACCACAGUCUGAAUUUACCAUGGAAAACUUGACUUUUACUACAUCUGAUAUAUUUGCUGCAGGAACAGUGACAACCAGCACCACUCUGAGAUAUGGCCUUCUGAUUCUCUUGAAACACCCUGAGGUAACAGAUAAAAUUCAUGAAGAAAUUGACCGGGUGAUUGGCCACAACCGAAGCCCCUGCUUGAAGGACAGAAACAGUAUGCCUUACACAGAUGCUGUAAUCCACGAGAUACAAAGAUAUAUUGAUCUGGUCCCAGCCAAUCUGACUCAUUCAGUGACACGAGAUACUAAGUUCAGACAAUACCUAAUCCCUAAGGGUACUACCAUAAUACCAUUACUGAAAUCUGUUCUGUAUGAUGAUGAAGAGUUCCCCAAUCCAGACAAGUUUGAUCCAGGUCACUUCCUGGAUGAAAGUGGCAACUUUAAGAAGAGUGAUUAUUUCAUGCCUUUUUCAGCAGGAAAACGGAUAUGUGUUGGUGAGGGCCUGGCUCGGAUGGAAUUAUUUCUGUUUUUUACUACCAUCUUACAGAAUUUUACCUUGAAAUCUCCAGUUGACCUUAAAUAUAUUGACACCACCCCAGUUGCCAAUGGAUUUGGCAAUAUACCCCCCUCCUUUAAACUCUGCUUUCUACCUUCCUCCAAAAUGUGAGGGGACUACUUCUGGUUCCAAUUUCUUUAGCGUCUAUGGACAUGCUAUACUCAUUCCCUGUCCUGGCAAUGAAAGUCCUCUAUGAUUUCAACCCAAACUACCUUUCUAGCUCAAUCUCCUAUUACUUCCUCUGACUUUUAACAAAAUAGAUUACCUGCUCCCCCUAACACCACCCCAACAUUCCCUGUGCCUGAAAUAUUUCCUUGACUCAACUCUCCACCUUUUAAAUCACAAUUCUGAUGCCACAUCCCCAUUUACGUAUUGUCUAUACCGUAAAAAUUAACAAUUAUAACUCA